Messenger RNA from Biomphalaria glabrata, 2181 nucleotides. Its product is annotated as transcription factor HES-1-A-like. The record is from RefSeq and is a predicted model, not a curated record. Lineage: Eukaryota; Metazoa; Mollusca; Gastropoda; Planorbidae. Gene Ontology annotation, biological process: anterior/posterior pattern specification; regulation of transcription by RNA polymerase II; regulation of neurogenesis. Gene Ontology annotation, cellular component: nucleus. Gene Ontology annotation, molecular function: DNA-binding transcription factor activity, RNA polymerase II-specific; protein dimerization activity; RNA polymerase II cis-regulatory region sequence-specific DNA binding. The transcript is spliced from 3 exons. The coding region runs from base 286 to 1521 and encodes 411 amino acids.
CGUAAUCAUUGUUCCGGUGUCAGCGAAGCUUCGUCCCCAGUGACACUUGGCGUGGGGUAAGGAAGACAUGGCUAUAAAGCGAACCAUGUAUCGGAAUGGACGAUCAGAACUAAACAUUCCGUUAGCAGAGCUUCGGAAUUCAGAAACUACUCUUGUAUUAUUCAGAAACUGCAUGUUCAUUUGGUUUAAAGCCAAGAAUCGGACUUCAUAUUAUUUAACAGUCACUGUGUUCAGCUAAGACUUGUGCUAGAUUCUCUAGUUUCGUUUUUUUCCCAAAUAACAAGGAUGGAUAACUCUCCCAAUGUUUGUGAAGCGACCAGUCAGUCUCACGAAAUAGACAACUACAGACCUACCCAUAGAAAGGGUAAAAAAUUACUAGCUGAAAAGAAACGAAGAGCUAGGAUCAACAAUUGUCUAGUUCAAAUAAGAGAUCUGGUUUGCGAAGGGGACAAUGAUAAGGAUACUGAUCUGGACAAGAUGGAGAAAGCUGAGAUUUUAGAAAAGACCCUAGAAGUCUUGACCAGAUUACGUCAUGACUAUAGCGGCUCUCACUCCUCUUCUUCUAGCACCAUCUCUACUCGUAAAGCAAUGGCUGUACGUUAUGCAUCUGGCUUCAGCUCAUGUGCAGAAGAAUCAAUCCGUUACAUCCAAAGUUCCAGACUCGUUCCUACUGAGGUGAAAGUUCAGCUUCAGAAUCACCUGAGAGCAAUAGCAAGAAGAAUGGAGACAGUCGUUCAAAGUGACGACUCAAGUAUUUCAACAGCUUUUCUUCCCGCCGCUUGUUCCUCAUCCUCAUUAUCCCCGACAGAUAAACUUUUGAGCAGUGAAAAUGUUUUAUCGUCAACUCUUGACAGAAUGUCCGACAACGAAAGCAGCUCAGUUCAGUCUAGAAUCGUGUUUGUUCCAUCCCCUACCAGCUCAUCCACACCAGCGCUACAGUACAACACAGCUCACAGCACCACACCGACAUCUUCCCAGCAGCGCACCAGCUCAGUUCCCACCCAUGAAUCUUUCCACAUCCAAAACUCUGGGGACAGGCGUACGUCUAGUAGCAGUGAGGUAGAGGGUUACUUUAAAGACUAUAACUGCAGGCCAGCCGCAGAUCGUGCCAGCUCGACUGUUUACAGAUACGAAGCCGUCACACCCGAGUUUAACCGGGAGCCUAUCAGUUCCACAUACACCUUUUCCUCGGAGCUCUCCUACCCUUCUCCUAUAUUAUCUAUGACAGCUUGCACCCCUACCUGUGGUUCCCCGGUAAUGAUGCACCCCGGAUUCCUCCAUGCCUCCCCUCUUAUCUCUGACACUCCUGUCUACAGCUACAGGGUGUAUGAGCCUUACUCUUCCCUCCCUACAACUCUGAUCCAGCCUGUACACUUCAUGACAACGCCUAUCACCAGCAGUCCAACAAUUUCCACAACAGAGGUCAAACAACCGUCAACACCCAGCAGUGCUCUCAAUCUUUGUGUCAAAAGUAAUGAAGCCCACCAAAUAUCUCCCGAGACCAUGUGGAGGCCAUGGUAACCUAAUGGAAUUCUAUAAAUAGACUUAAAUCAAUUACACUUCUAAGCUGGAAUGUACAUAUAUUCUAUAACAUGACAAUUGGUACAGCAAUUUCUUUAUUGCAUAAAAUGAAGACUUACAAACUUUAAAUGGCAUUUGUUUUAUAUUUCAUUUUGUGGAGAAUGGGUAAUAUUUUUCUUUAUAUAAUUCUCUUUUGUGUGUGUGUGUUUUUAAUCAUGUGACAUUAUUUAUUUUAAAAGAGGGGUACAUUGGAAAAAAAUGUAUGUAAACCAGACAUGUUAAAGUUUCCUGACCAUCUGGUAUUAGCUUCUGAUUGUUGACAUGAUAGUCAGAGUUUAUACUCUAUCUGUAAGCUUAGUUGUCCUCUUCAGAAAGAUGCACUAGUACUUAUAUCCGUAACAUUGCAGUAAAUAUAUUUGUUAUGUACAAUAUAUAUUUGUACGACAUUUGUUAAUUUGUAAAUAGAACUGUUAUUUUGAACUUGGGUACGUGAGCUUUUAGUUGACAAUUAAUUGGCAGCUUUUUUUUGUUUUAUGCAUAAUUAUUUAUUGAACUCUUUAUUACAUGUUUUGAAUGAUUCCAAAGCUUUCUGUGAUAGCCUGUGACAUAAUGCUUUUCUAUUACAUAAUUAUAAUUGACUAAUUAAAUGUUGCAAAUGAA